GAGUCGAGAAGGAGCCGACAGGGGUCACAGAAAAGAUCUGAAGAAAUCCACUUGCCCAGACAAUCACCAUCCAUCACUGGAGCUGAAGAACAAAGACGCAGUCGUGCUCUUCGGUGGCCUGACACCCAUGAGAAAGAGGAGCCUCAACUCUAAUCUUCUCAAGAUUUAAUCACUAAAUCAUUUAAAACAUCCCAUAAAAUGAAGGCAUUCAGCAUUGCAGUUGCAGUGACACUCGUGCUCGCCUUUAUUUGCAUUCUGGAGAGCUCUGCUGUCCCAUUCCACGGGGUGCGAGAGCUGGAAGAGGCAGGAAGCAAUGACACUCCAGUUGUGGCACGUCAAGAGAUGUCAAUGGCAUCGUGGAUGAUGCCGAAUCCCGUCAGGCAGAAGCGCCAGAGCCACCUCUCCAUGUGCCGCUGGUGCUGCAACUGCUGCACGGCCAACAAGGGCUGCGGUUUCUGCUGCAGGUUCUGAGGAUUCCCGCCACAGCCUCGAAAUAUUAAUUUAUUUGACUUCUUUUUGCUUUACCCCAGGAAAUGACCCUCUUUCUUGACUUCUUUCUCCAAUGCAUUGCCUGUGAUAUUCACUUUUUUUGGUAUCAUUUUUAAAAGAGGUAUGAUUCAUAGAAGAGCACUGGAAACAAAUGAGAAGCUAUUCUGUGUAUUUAUUUUGUAUGUUUGUAAUACUUUCACCCUGGAACUCUUUUUGUAAACUCAAUGGCAUGUCAAGACUGUUUCUUUUUAUCAAAAUUAAAUCUGUAAUAAAUAAUGAACAUUUGAAGCAAACAUA
Molecule: messenger RNA, 786 nt
Organism: Seriola aureovittata
Lineage: Eukaryota; Metazoa; Chordata; Actinopteri; Carangiformes; Carangidae
Gene: hamp
Product: hepcidin antimicrobial peptide
Exons: 3
Coding region: 199-471 (90 amino acids)
Biological process (GO): intracellular iron ion homeostasis; defense response to bacterium
Cellular component (GO): extracellular region
Source: RefSeq, a predicted model, not a curated record